AUGUCGGACGAGGAAGCCGGUUCUGAACAAGAAAUUGAGCCGGAGGAAGUUACCCCGGCUGACGACGCUGCAGACGGCGGAUUAGCCGCUUCAGAGAGCGCUGACAAGCAACCUAAAGAUAGGAAAGGGAAAAAAGAUGGUAUAGACAACACAGAAGGGCUUACAGAGGGUGAAAAAGCUAUGCUGGCAGCUAAAAAACGUCAAGAAGAAGAGCAAGCUGCACUGUUGCAAGAUUAUGAAGAAAAACGACGAAUUGAAAGGGAGAAGGAAGAGGAAGAAUUGCGGAAGCUGAAGGAGAAACAAGAACGAAGACGACUGGAAAGAGAAGAGGAAGAACGAGAAUUCGCAGAAAAGUUGAGACAGGAAGAAGAGCGACGUCGUGCAGAAGAAGAGGAAAGAAAAGCUCGAGUUGAAGCUGAACGGCGAAAACGAGAAGAAGAAAAACAAAAAAGAAAACAGUUACUCGCAGGCUCAUUUGCUAGUGCUAUCGAAGGAGGCAUGAACAAAGGUAGAAACUUUGUGAUACCAAAGAAGACCGAACAAAAAGACAAAUUCGACAACAUUUUCCAAGCCAAACAAGAAAUGGGCUUAACUCGUGAGCAACAGCAUGAAGUUAAAAAAGCCUUUCUGGAACAGGUAUCUAAAGAUAUAGAGUAUAAAGGUUUGAAUGAAGAGGAGUUAAAAGAGAAGAUCCGAUGGCUGCACCAAAGAAUAUGCAAACUUGAAGCUGACAAAUACGAUUUGGAAAAACGGCAUGAACGACAACAGUACGAUUUGAAAGAACUAAACGAACGACAACGACAAGUAUUUCGGAAUAAUGCUUUAAAGAAAGGCAUUGAUCCCACCGACGAUAUCCUCUCUUCACGUUAUCCACCAAAAGUUUCGUUAAUUAGCAAAUAUGAGAGGCAAAUUGACCGUAGAAACUUUGCUGAACGACGAGCUGUAUACGAAAAUAAAGAUGCUCAUCCAUGUUUUCCAAAUGUUCCUCCUCCGCCAGCGAAAUAUGAGAAAGUGAUUUUGAAUGCUGAUGGAACUCGACCAGAUGAGAAGGAAGGCGAAAAUGAAGAUGAAAAAGAAGCAGAUGAAGAAGAAGAAGAGUGA
Enterobius vermicularis (human pinworm) is the source of this 1101-nucleotide messenger RNA. Lineage: Eukaryota; Metazoa; Nematoda; Chromadorea; Rhabditida; Oxyuridae. The record is from the annotation of a GenBank genome assembly.